Messenger RNA from Durio zibethinus, 384 nucleotides. Lineage: Eukaryota; Viridiplantae; Streptophyta; Magnoliopsida; Malvales; Malvaceae. The record is from RefSeq and is a predicted model, not a curated record.
AUGGAGUUAGAACAAAUAGAACAAAGCAGCCAAAAUACUACUACUGUCAAUAAUGAAGAUGGACAAACAAUGAUGGAUGAUCAUAAAGGAGGAGGAAGGACAACUUUGCCCUUCAUUCUAGGAGCAACGGCGGGGCUUUCCCUUGCAUCCAGUGGGUGGACAGCAAAUCUGAUAGUAUUUCUAAUAAGUGAAUUCAAUGUGAAGAACAUCACUGCUUUUCAAAUCAAUAAUGUGAUACUUGGCUGCAACACUCUCUUUCCCAUUGCUGGAGCCAUUGUUGCCGACACCUUCUUCGACUCCUUCACCGUUGUCACUACUUUUUCCUUUGUUUCCUUACUGUUAGCCUUACUCUUUGGAUUUGGUCGUAUAUACCAUCGUACGUAG